This is a messenger RNA of Beta vulgaris subsp. vulgaris (sugar beet), 2191 nucleotides long. Its product is annotated as putative methylesterase 11, chloroplastic. Bases 506 to 1675 code for a protein of 389 amino acids. NCBI's taxonomy places the organism in Eukaryota, Viridiplantae, Streptophyta, Magnoliopsida, Caryophyllales, Amaranthaceae. The record is from RefSeq and is a predicted model, not a curated record. Gene Ontology annotation, molecular function: methyl indole-3-acetate esterase activity; methyl jasmonate esterase activity. The transcript is spliced from 6 exons.
AUGCUUCUAUGUCCAAAAACGAAGAUCAAGAACACUUAAAAGUGUAGUUCUUUCUUCAUAUAGGCACCAUGAUCAGUGUGAUGGUCAAAUAAUCUGUUCUAAAGUCUAAUCUUAGAAGUUGUGGGACUAUCUAUAUUAAUUCAACCAUUACCUUCCCCCUCCACAGCUGAUUCUGCUGGCUGCACAAAUGUACAUCAAAAGCCAAUUUUUAUAACUAAUAAAAGUAGAAAAGGCGAAUUCCAGACAAGAAGGAAGUUUCCAAUAUGAUGUAUCAUUGAUUAUUAUAGGUCAAAACAACUUUCCUUUUUGCACACAGCAAAUCACAACAAACAAUCAAAUGUAACAAUCAUACACUUUAUAGUCCAUAAAGUAGCUAGGCAGCAUCUUCCUCCCUCCCACAACCUCCAUUAUCAAUCUCUCUAAAACAAACUCACAACUUUCAUUCUUUUCUCUUCUUAUCUCCCAUGCAAUAAACACAAGUACACAACACAGCACAAAUUAAAAAAUGGGCAACCUUUGUACAUGCUUAUCUUAUGAAGUUGUGAACCCCAAGCAAAACCCAAAGCGCCUAUACAAUCGAUCAAGCUCUGCUCCUGCUAGCAGCAGCAAUCGUUGGUCUAAAUUCCGAUCAUCGAAGCGCGAAAAUUUCAAGUUUGAUGAUCCUGUCCUUCAUCAACAAGCGCUUGCUGCGGCUGCCAUCAUUCUUCAACAACAACAGCGCCAGAAUGGGUCCCUCCCCUUUGAUCGAUCCACUUCUGUACGAUACGCAACUUCAAAUAAUAAUGGGAGUUCUAAGAAUAAAAAUGGUGUUACUUUGCCUCGUAGUUCCAGUUCUCGAGCUCGCUCUCUUACUGAUCCUCUUCUUCAACCUCAUCAACUUCUUAAUCAGGAUGGAGGACUUGAUGGUGUAGAAACUAAUAGUUUUGUGCUUGUCCAUGGGGGUGGUUUUGGUGCUUGGUGUUGGUACAAAACAAUUGCACUUCUGGAAGAAUGUGGAUAUAAGGUUACUGCCGUAGACUUAACUGGUUCUGGUAUUCAUUCAUAUGACACCAAUGGAAUUACAAGUCUUUCACAAUAUGUCAAGCCACUUACCAACUUUCUUGACAAACUUGCUGAUGGAGAAAAGGUGAUAUUAGUGGGACACGAUUUUGGUGGCGCUUGCAUAUCAUAUGCCAUGGAAAUGUUUCCAUCCAAAAUAUCAAAAGCUGUUUUUGUUGCAGGAACAAUGUUGGUUAAUGGACAAAGUGCUCUCGAUGUCUUCUCACCGCAGGAAGAUUCCAAGGAUCUAAUGCAACAGGCUCAAAUUUUCCUUUAUGCAAAUGGAAAAAAUAAUCCUCCAACUGCUAUUGAUCUUAACAAGUCAUCACUGAAGGAGUUUCUAUUUAACCAGAGUCCAACUAAGGAUGUUGCUUUGGCAUCUGUGUCAAUGAGACCAAUACCAUUUGCACCAGUUUUAGAAAAACUGUGUCUUUCAGACAAGAACUAUGGUACUGUGCGGCGAUUUUACAUAGAGACUACAGAAGAUAAUGCAAUUCCUGUCGCGGCACAAGAAAAAAUGACAAAAGCAGCCCCUCCAGAACAGGUCUUUUGUCUCAAAGGUGCAGAUCAUUCACCAUUCUUUUCAAAGCCGCAAGCAUUGCACAGACUCUUGGUUGAGAUCUCAAAAGUUACCUGAGUUUGUGACUCCUUUCUGUGCAACGCUAAUAUGAAGUUACAUUGCCCUGAUGCAAUACUUAUAUUCGCACAUGAAUAUAAACAGAUGUGGUGUGCACAUUGUAUAGGUCGCUGACUACUCAUGGAGCAUUUUCAGUAGUUCCACAGCUCUAGAGUUUUGCUGUUACACACCUCAACAAAUUUAAGUGCUUUGUUUUCGGGGAUGGUCACUGUAGUAGGUUCAGUGCUUCAUCAGCGAAAGAUGAUAGGUGUUUGUGAAUAGAGCCAUUAUUUUGGUACAACUCUUAGGUGGUUCCGGGUACACCUGGAGUUAGGUGUAUACAAGACUUAUUUUGUGAUUUGUGUAUUUGGAUGACUUCAAAUGAGUAUAAAAGUAGCCUCAAAUGAGAAAACAAAUAAAUAGUAGACCUCUUUAGACUUAAGGUAAGACAUGUAAUUUUUUUUGACUUGAAAGUGUUUUUUCUCAAAGAGGUGUGUAGAGAGAGGGUUUUUGAAAUAAUAUUUUGGGUCAUAAACA